AGACUCUUAAGUCUCUCUCUCUCUCUCUCUCUCUCUCUCUCUCUCUCUCUCUCUCUCUCUCUAUUUAGAGUUCUUAACUUCUCUCCUUUCUCCAAAGCUGCUUCUCAUUUUAUUUUCUUGAUUCUUUAAGUCCACCUGCGUAUCUAUGAUUACUGUUGUUUUUAUAUUUAUUUUUGUUAACGUAGUGGAACAGAUACGCUUUCCUUAAAUUCUUAAAUUCUUGUCUUUUUUUCUGUAUCCAAAGUCAACAUGCAAGCUUCGAAUCAGCCAACUUGAUUUAUAACCAAGUCCAAUAACACCUUUUUUCGAGCCUCCUUCAAAUAAAGGAAACAAAUUGUGUGCAGAAAAAGUGAAAUUAAAAAAGAUGAAGAAUGAAGAACAAGCUCUGUUUCUAUUUGGUAUUUCUCUUUCAACCCGACCCAGAUGGCAACAGUUCCUCUUGUGCUCUUCUGGAUUCUUUUUUGGGUAUCUCGUCAAUGGUGUCUGUGAGGAAUAUGUCUAUAAUAGGCUUCAAUUCAGCUAUGGAUGGUACUUUACCUUUGUUCAAGGAUGGGUUUAUGUAGCUCUGAUUUACUUCAAUGGUUUUACUCCCAAGCAAAUGGUGAACUCAUGGAGGACUUAUUUUAAGCUCUCUGCUGUUCUUAUGGGCUCACAGGGAUUAACCAAAGGGGCUUUGGCUUUCAUCAAUUAUCCAGCGCAAAUCAUGUUCAAAUCCGCCAAGGUUUUGCCUGUCAUGGUGAUGGGGGCCUUUAUACCGGGUCUGCGACGAAAAUAUCCACCCCAUGAAUAUAUAUCGGCAAUACUCUUGGUAGUAGGCCUAAUUCUUUUCACCUUGGCUGAUGCGCAAACCUCGCCAAAUUUCAGCAUUAUCGGUGUGCUAAUGAUAUCUGGUGCUUUGAUUAUGGAUUCCUUUGUGGGGAAUUAUCAAGAGGCCAUCUUCAAGAUGAAUCCUAACACAACACAGAUGGAGAUGCUCUACUGCUCAACAAUUGUCGGCUUUCCUAUCUUGAUAGUGGCUAUGAUUGUAACAGGAGAACUAAGGAAAGCAUGGCCUUCAUGUGCUCAGCAUCCCUAUGUUUACGGAGUCUUGGUGUUUGAAGCCUGCGCUACUUUCGUAGGUCAAGUGUCUGUCCUUUCCCUCAUAGCGAUAUUUGGUGCCGCCACUACUACAAUGAUUACAACUGCAAGGAAGGCCGUAACAUUAUUGCUUUCUUACAUGAUAUUCACGAAGCCUUUGACCGAACAACAUGGUACCGGAUUGCUGUUGAUGGCUAUGUGUAUCAUAAUGAAGAUGUUGCCCGAAAACAAGCCCCUACCUAGGCCUCAGAAAACUAUUCCUCUUCAUCAAACUGAAAAACCAUCUCAGACUGAAGAUUACAGAUUUCAAAUAGGCGCUGAAGAGGAAGAAGAGAAGAGACCUUUGGUCUAAAACAAAAUAGCACUUGUUUGCUCUAGCUUUAGUCUUAUUAUUUUAUUUGAUUAGGUUAUAGUUGUAAUAUGGCAACAAAAUGUUAGGCUCUUUUUUACUUUGUUGCAAUUCAUCUAAGGUGGUAACAUUUGUGAAGUAAUUUGUUUCCUCUGAGGGCAUUUAGUCCAACUUUAGAUGAUGAAUAUAUGGGUGCAGUAAUGCCAAGUUCUUUAGGCUUGGAA
This is a messenger RNA of Nicotiana tabacum (common tobacco), 1650 nucleotides long. RefSeq names its product UDP-galactose/UDP-glucose transporter 4. NCBI's taxonomy places the organism in Eukaryota, Viridiplantae, Streptophyta, Magnoliopsida, Solanales, Solanaceae. Gene Ontology annotation, cellular component: endoplasmic reticulum membrane; Golgi membrane. Gene Ontology annotation, biological process: 3'-phosphoadenosine 5'-phosphosulfate transport; transmembrane transport. Gene Ontology annotation, molecular function: 3'-phosphoadenosine 5'-phosphosulfate transmembrane transporter activity. The record is from RefSeq and is a predicted model, not a curated record.